Messenger RNA from Haliotis rufescens (red abalone), 1321 nucleotides. Its product is annotated as glutamic acid-rich protein-like. The record is from RefSeq and is a predicted model, not a curated record. The coding region runs from base 189 to 1250 and encodes 353 amino acids. Lineage: Eukaryota; Metazoa; Mollusca; Gastropoda; Lepetellida; Haliotidae. The transcript has 4 exons.
GGAGAUAACUCUGAUUUUUUUGUCCCAGCAAUGUUUACUUCCGUUUUAAAACACGUGUGAACAUUGACGGCCGUUUUGCCUAGCUGUGGACAUUUAAAGUGUUUAUACAUCACAACGAAAGCGUUAUCACAGAUGAGUAUAUAAUUUUUCCUUGGAGCAACAAACACUAUACAUAUUUAUCAAGUAAUAUGUCCCUUGAAAAUACUGUGAAAGAAAGCCAAGAGAGGUCCAAAAAGAAGAAGAAACAAAAACUAUCAGAAAGACAUGAGGAAUCUGAUCAGGUUGUAAAAAAUAAAAAGGUUAAGAAAAGGAAAGAGAAAUUUUCUUCAGAGAAUGAUGAAAAUAAUGCUGUGAGUAUGAGUCACUCCGAAACAAAGAAGCAUAGGACUAAAAGGCAUUCUGAGACAGAGACUGUUGAAGAGAGAAAAGAAGAUGUUGUGGUCACAGGAGAUGUUAGACAUAGUAAAGCUAGGAAAAGAAAAGCCCAAUCUGAAAGUCAAAAUGGAGUUAAACAUGUAAAGCAACACCAAGACGAUAGUGGUGGGAAAAGGGAGAGAAAGAGAAGAGAACGAAAGGACAAAUUUAAAGACAAAGUGCCAGAAUUUCUCAAACUUGUGAAAUCUAAAAAUCUCAAAGAGGAAGAGCAGCCAGAGCCAGUUGCCAAAACACCUGAAGAAAUUGCAUUGGAAAAAAUGAAGGAGGAGAAAAGGGAGAGAAUGAAAAAGAAGAGGCAACAAAAGAAAGCUAACAAGGGAAAGAAAAUAGAAAGCACUGUUGCUAAAGAUGCUGCCUUGGCAUACUUGAGUCAGUGGCACUAUCACCGAGGUGUGUGGCGGUUCCAGAAGGUUCGUCAGGUCUGGUUGCUAGGACACAUGUAUGAUACCAACAUGGUGUCUGAUGAAAACUUUGAGAGGUUGCUGAAGUAUCUGGAAGAUUUGAGGGGCCACAGCAAAACUGAAACCACAAGACAAGCUGAGACAAUAUUGGCAGAAGCCGAAAAGGAAUCUGAGAAAGAUGAAGAGGCAGAGGUAGAGGAUGAGGAUGGUGAAGUGAAAGCAGUAGAGGAGGGAGAAGAAGAGGAGCAUGAGGACAAGGAAGAAGAUGCCCCUGAAGAUGAGAGCGAAGAUGAAGAUAGUAAUACUGAUGACAAAAAGACAAAGAAAAAGAAGAAAAGCAAAGACACCACCAAAGAUGUGACAUCAUCAUUGAGGUAUCAGAGAGCAAGGCAGAUUCUCCAGAUUUUAACAUAACAACAUCUGUAACUAUGACAUUAAAAUUGUUCAGUUGUUAAAAUUGUUCAGUGAAAUUCCUUUGUUCUGAG